Molecule: messenger RNA, 2094 nt
Organism: Doryrhamphus excisus (bluestripe pipefish)
Lineage: Eukaryota; Metazoa; Chordata; Actinopteri; Syngnathiformes; Syngnathidae
Product: tissue alpha-L-fucosidase-like
Biological process (GO): fucose metabolic process; glycoside catabolic process
Cellular component (GO): lysosome
Molecular function (GO): alpha-L-fucosidase activity
Source: RefSeq, a predicted model, not a curated record
GAUGAGAUCAUUAUAUGCGGAAGUAAAUGUGUUUGAACAUUCAGCGAGUGUGCAAGUGAGCGUCGAUAAGCCAAAACAUGUUGGCUGCAUUUAUCGCCGUUUUACUUGGCACUUUAACGUCUGAAGCUCACUACACAGCAGACUGGAAGAGUCUAGAUUCCCGGCCGCUUCCCUCUUGGUACGACGAGGCCAAGGUGGGCAUCUUCAUCCAUUGGGGGGUGUUCUCCGUGCCCGGCUUUAACAGCGAGUGGUUCUGGUGGCACUGGCAAGGUCAAGAACCACCAGACCCCAAGUGUGUGUCAUUUAUGACGAAAAACUACCCGCCGGGAUUCACCUACCCCGAGUUUGCUAGUCAUUUUCAUGGCCAGUUCUUCAACCCAGAGGAGUGGGCUGACCUAUUCAACACUUCCGGAGCAAAGUAUGUCGUCUUGACAGCCAAACACCAUGAGGGUUUUACCAACUGGGCCUCUCCUUACUCUUGGAACUGGAAUUCUGUUGAUACCGGUCCCCACAGAGACCUUGUUGGAGAUCUGGGGGAGGCAGUGCGCAAGCGGUCACUACACUUUGGACUCUAUAACUCUUUAUAUGAGUGGUUCCACCCUCUCUACCUGACUGACAAGCAGAAUGGAUUCAAAACACAGCACUUUGUACUGCAUAAGCUUUUACCAGAGCUUUAUAACAUGGUUGUAAGGUACCGACCUGAGGUGAUCUGGUCUGAUGGGGACUGGGAGGCACCGGACACAUACUGGAACUCCACACAGUUCCUAGCCUGGCUCUACAAUGACAGUCCUGUUAAGGAUACAGUUGUGACCAAUGACAGAUGGGGGGCUGGUUGUUCAUGUAAACAUGGGGGUUACUACAACUGUGAUGACAAGUAUACUCCAGGCCACCUGCCCGAGCAUAAGUGGGAGAAAUGCACGUCUGUGGACACGUUGUCUUGGGGCUAUCGCCGUGACAUGAAGCUGAGUGAGCUGAUGGACCUCCCCGCCAUCAUAGAGGAUCUGGUUCAGACUGUAUCCCUGGGAGGUAACUACCUCCUCAAUGUGGGGCCUACUCCUGAUGGAAUGAUCCCGGUGGUGUUUGAGGAACGUCUGCGGGGAGUUGGUGCUUGGCUGCAAAUCAACGGCGAGGCAAUCUACUCUUCCAGACCUUGGCGAGUCCAGAUGGAAAAUGCUUCGAUACCCGUGUGGUAUACGUCCAAAGGGGGCAGCAUAUAUGCCACCUUGACGAGUAAACCCCCCAAGCCCACUGUGCAACUUUUGGAACCCAAAACAUCAGCAGCCACUAAGGUCAUGUUGUUGGGGUACGCAAAGCCUUUAUCCUGGUCGCCAGUCCAGCCCAAUGCCGGCCUUAAUAUUGUCUUACCUGAGCUGCCUUACACACCAGGACAAGCCUGGACCCUCAAACUGGAUGGGGUACAGUGAACGGCCAACACCAGAAGGUACAAAGUUAAGAACGUCGAAAUGAAUGAACUCAUUUUAAUGUGCACUAUAAAUGAAAUCAGGCAACUCCUAUUCCGUUUUUGCUCGGUUGCCUUGGUGACUACGAUCUGAAUUUUUUUUAAUUGGUUGAUUAUGAAUGAAACUUGUUGGCUAUUUUUACAAUAGAAAUAAAUGGCAGAUUUCCAACCAAAUUUUCACUUUUUCCUAACUCGCAGUGGCGAUGAACCUAAUUCUGAUGAUGUUCUAUUCAUUACUAUUAUUAUAUUUGAAUUGGGGAAAAAAAUCUAUAUCCCCAAAAGGUGCAAAAUCCUAAUUUCCCCUGACAUUAGACUCCUACAUCAUGCUCCUUCAAGGCUAUACUGGAAGCUUUUUGUCACAUCUGGUGUGAAGUGGCAAAAACAUCCCUACAGUGCUGUCAGUCAGUUUACAUUAGGGUGUACUUGUUAGGACAAUGCCCACUGCAGAGCACAAUUGACUCGAAAUGCCAGCUCAUUUCCAUUUGUCCUUUGUGUUAACAUCAAUGUAAACCCCUGGAAUAGAAGAACUCAUCAAAAAGAGAGCAAAUAAAGACAAAGGAGACACAUCAGCCGCGUUUAACUGGCUAAAAUAGCUUUAUAGUAAUCAUAUUAAUAGUAGUAAUAAUUAUAUUAGC